Molecule: messenger RNA, 489 nt
Organism: Arachis ipaensis
Lineage: Eukaryota; Viridiplantae; Streptophyta; Magnoliopsida; Fabales; Fabaceae
Source: RefSeq, a predicted model, not a curated record
AUGGUCAUGGGGGUAACUCCUUUCCACCACUCGAUCCUUGGAGUACGGCUGCCAAAGCACUUUGAUAAACCGACAGAUAUGAGGUACGAUGGUACUCAAGAUCCCCAAGAACAUCUAACGGCCUUCGAGGCCAGGAUGAACCUGGAAGGGGUAGGCGAUGAAGUAAGGUGCCGGGCUUUCCCAGUAACCUUAGCUGGGCCAGUAAUUCGUUGGUUUAAUGCCCUUCUCCAGGACUCCAUAACCACGUUUGCCGACAUCAGUCGCACCUUCUUGGCCCAGUUCACCACGCGUAUCGCUAAGGCGAAGCACCCGAUUAAUCUGCUAGGAGUGACUCAACGAACUGGUGAGCUAACCAGGAAGUACCUAGAUAGAUUCAAUGAUGAGUGCCUGGAGAUCGACGGCCUAACCGAUUCGGUGGCCAGCUUGUGCUUAACCAACGGGCUACUAAAUGAGGAUUUCAGAAAAUACCUUACCACCAAGCCCGUCUGA